CAGAAGGAGAAUCAGAAUUUAAAAACAAGUAUGUCUGAUGAUAUAUUAUCUAAAUGCUUAAAUAGACGAGAUUGGAAGAAAUAUAAAGCCAAAGCAGUAACUGAAAUAAAUAAAGACAAUGAAGUUAUUAAAGAAUUAAAUAACACAGAAUAUAUUGAUUCAACUAAGUCAGAAAAGGUUAAACGAAAUUGCGAUGUAAAAGUUGCAUUUGAAGAUGAAAAAACUGACAAUAACAAUAAAACUAAAACAGUAAGCGUAGUUGAUAAAACAGAUAGAUUGGAACUAGAGGAAUCUGACGUCGAACCGAAUAAUACGUCUUCGGAGAAAGAAAUUAAGUGUCACAGUUAUAAUUGCUUCGAUGUAUCUGGAUUAAGGCCGAAGAGAAAUAAUAGUGGAAUCAAAGGUCAUUUAUCUAAACUUGGUGCUGAGUCUAUUUCAACGGAAAAAGGCGCCCAAGUUUAUUUCUCCAAUGACUCUAUUGACGAUUUCUUAUCGGAGCGAGGUGUUACUUAUCUCGCAGGUGAAAAUAUAUCAAAAUACACGUUUUCAAGUGAUUUUAAUGAUGUAAAAAAAUCUGCAGAAUCUACGCUCUCUAGUAAAACAUCGAAGAAUUUUGUUAAAAAUAUUUUAUAUUUGCUUCGUAAGAAAUCUAAGCUUGGCACAUCAUCAGAUCCUGGUCGAAAUGAAGACGUGGAUAUGAAAUUGAUUCACAUGUCAAAGGCAUCUGUGUAUACAUCCAGUAAUGAUUCUGAUUAUGUUAGGACUUUAAAAAGGAACGAUUCAAGGACAUCCUUCUAAUUUAUAAGUGAUUUACUGAUAAAAAAAGAAAUCGACUUAAUAUAACACAACGUGAAGACUUGAGGUUAAAGCUAAG
Molecule: messenger RNA, 874 nt
Organism: Nymphalis io (European peacock)
Lineage: Eukaryota; Metazoa; Arthropoda; Insecta; Lepidoptera; Nymphalidae
Exons: 2
Coding region: 31-798 (255 amino acids)
Source: RefSeq, a predicted model, not a curated record